GGUUGAGCCAGAAUAGUCCGGGCACUCGCCAAGAUCAUUCAUGCGCACACCGCUUGUGCGUUGAAUUUCUGAUGCAAUAAGCGUCUGUUUUUUAAUAAUCAGCUUUAUUUGUCAUCGUUUAGGGAAACCCAGUAAAAUUAUUUCAAAUGUUUAUAUGCGCGUGAGGAAAGGGAAAACCGAAGGCAUCUUAUCGCCAUUGUUGCCUGUAGGAUCUUAAUAUAUAUAUCAAUACAUUUCAUUAUCAUAAUUUGAUGUGAACAACAUUAUUGAUUAAAUGCAUCCUGCGUGAACUAUAACAGACUCAAUACUUAAUUAUUGUACACACACGGUCAUAUUAUCGAUUGCUUCAAUUAUGUUGAAUGUUUAAAAGGUUUAUUUUUCACUGCAGUAGUUUGCAAGCAUUAUCGAGCAGAUGAAAGCAUUCCUGAAUUCAACUGCAUACAUACAUCUCAUCGUUCGCUCGUGUCGUGACAUAGUUUUCGACACGAAAUCAGUCAUAACUCUUGACUUCUUCUUUUCUCUCGAUUAGCGAUAAAUUCGCAUCAUCAUCGCGUCUCAAAUCGACCAGAUGAGAAUUUACGCAGACGUGUGUAUUAUGUACACAAUUUGCGUCACUUUAUGUGUAGUUCCAGAAGGAAAUUAGGCUUUGACGUUUCGUAAUUUAUCAGACAACGAUAUGUUCGAGAAAAAUUUCGUAACAGUGCGCGAAUAAGAGACGCAUCUUUACUCUCUCUCUCUUGGACAUUGCGCUCAUUAGCGUAUUGUUUAUACUAGAUAUAACAGUGCUAGUCAUACUUUGUACAUAUGAGAGAAUGGGUGGGCAACAAAACGAUGCAGACAUCAUCGAUGAUUAUUGUAUUUUUUCGAUGAUCGAUGUAUUCAAUACACUGGCGACUGUGAUCCAGUUUUCGGAAUCAGUGUCAAAGUUUCCUUAUGCGACAAUCUCCGAACUUAGUUUAUUGUUGUUAAAUGCGUCAUUCGUUCUCUUUGAAAAACUUUAAAAUGCUGCUUUGAUCGGAACGUUUAUAUUUUAAGGUGAUUUUACAAAUUCUUUGAUAGACUAUUUUCACUCUCGUCAAAGUACCAUCCAUUUAAAUUAUUUAUUUGAAAUGUCAAUUAUGUUUCAGUCUGUAAGAUUUGUAUAAAAACGGGGUUAACCGAGACAGUGAUAAAAGAAUUACGUCGUGAGAGUUUGCACGUCCGCAUCGAUUGAACAUUUCUAUCGAAAAAAAAACAUUAGCUAUAAUUAUAGAACAUGACGAUGUAGUCAUAGUAAAUUCGAGAGAUAUCAUAUAAGUAAAUUGAAUUAUAUGUAUACAUAUAAUACAGAUGCAUAAACGUUAUGCUACAUAUUCUAUGAGCUAAUAUCUCUUCGCUAUAGUUUAUAGUAAUUUCUGUAAUAAAAGUGCAAUACUUUAAAUAUUUUACGUUCACUUUACGGAUCCCAAUUCUGCGAGUUCCCUCUUCAUCUUCACCGAAUCUUCGCUCAAUCGUUUUUUUUUUAAUUCAGGGUUAUCGGAUGCAAGAGCUCAUAUAUACAUGUAUGACUCUGCCCUUGGCUCGAUAAGAGCUGAGAGUCUAUAAGAAAGAGAGUCGGCGACAGCCGUAUUAUAAGAUCUCGUCAUCGUAUUCUUUUCUAUUUCUCACAAUGUAUAACAUACUCUUGUACGCGAUCUUAUGCGUGCUUAUUAGCAUACAGUAAACAAAAUAUCUAUAUAUUUCGAGCAGCUGGGGGCGUAUGUUUGUUCGUGUGGGAGUCUCCUGAUAUUGGUUUUGCGGUAUACACGCUGUAAGACAUCGUCACGGUAUACGUAGUGCACACUUGGGUACAUAAACUACGAAGCGCACUACCUGAUGGACCUCGUCAGCUAAUUUAAGACUGAUAUUCAAAUGUGCGCGCCAAAAACUACAGAGCGUGCUAUAUAUACCUGGACUCCGUCAUCGGUAAUGAAGUCGCUAGACACUCUUUUACGCAGCCAGGCUCUUGAAAAAUAAGAAGUAGACAAAUUGCGUUCAGCAUACUUCAUUCUGCAAAAAAGUUUGUUAUUGCAGUAGCCUUUGUGGCACGAGACUAUUAUUUCUAUUAUAAAUAUGAAGGAUGUCUUUUCGUUAAAUUAAAAAUCAUAAUCAUACUAAUUUGUUGAUUACUUCGGUUUCAAAACAUAUAUUUUGGAGUGCUUUUAGUAUUUAUGCGACUCCGUUUAAAUACAUAAUUUAAACAAGUAGUAGUAUUGAUUACAGAGAACAAAUAUAAAUAUAUCGAUGAUUAACAUUGUUUAUUGGAAAAAUCGAAACGAUCGAUUGCCGUUUAUCGAUAUUCAAGAUAAGUAAUAAGACUGGAUCUUAGAAUUCUCACGACAGUGACAAGUUCGAAACCUUAAUAGCCGGACAGUGCUUACGGUGAACGGUCAGUCUCUUCAAAUUUCGUAAUUCAGUAUCUACACACCGAUAGUGGCAGUCCAAACGUUCAGCUCAAAUAUUCAAGAUGAGAAAAAUAGUGCUCUUGAUCGUUCAAAUGUGUUUUAUUGUUGGAAUUAUAGCAGCUAGUGAGUCCGAAAAAUCGUCAACACAAGAUCGCGAUAAUACUGAAGAUGAGAUAAAGUUUAGCAGCGAUGAAUUCCCGCCUGAUUUCCAACCCUCGCGGACGGACAAAAAAAUAGGCUAUGACCAUCAAGUCGAUAAUAAUGGUGAAAUCAUCGAAAUAAACAACAGAAAUAUCAUCAAUCCACCGCCGCGUCCUCGUUGCAAACGUUGCUACAGACUUGAUUCUCAGAAUAGGUGCCGAAGAAUCGUCGAGUGUGUGCCUUAAUUCGAAAAGAUAAAAGUAUGAGAAGAGAUUUGAUGUAUAAUGUGUAAGCAAACAAUCGAUUUUAAAACAGUGUAAUAAGCAUUUUUAAUAGACUUAAACUGAAACAAUCAUGACUGAUGAUUUUAAAUGACAAUAAAUUUGUAUGAAUAUGAUUUUAAAUCUGUACUUGUACUGUACUUGUAAAAUAAACGUAGACAUUUCGUAGUUACAAGUGUGUUUUUAUUUUUUUUUUAUAUUUAUCGGUGACCCUAAUAUUAUAAUUAAAAUUCUAUAAUUAGUUCUUUUUAAAAUCGUUAUUAAAAUCGCUUAUUGGGUUAUUAAAAUCACUUGAUUUUACAGAAAUGCGUCAUAUCAAAUUACGAUUGACAAAUCUUUAACCGUCUUUAUACAUUUUUCUUACAAUUGACCGGGAAUGCUCAUAUAAAAUAUUGUGGAUCAAUGAUAUUAUUCUGGAAUAACCAGAAAGUAUAGAUAUGAACUAUUUUCAUUUGAUGUAAACAUAUUUUAUUGAGAUGAUAAAUAUGUCAAUCAAAGUGAAGUUAUUAUAAUUAUAUUAUAUCUAUACUACAUAUAGCAAUAUACAUAUAGUAUAGUAUAUGCACCACUGAUUAACACUUCGCAUGAUUAGAUUAUAAUCACAAUUUCUAAAAUAAUCAUUAAAUUUAGGUGUUUGAAACUUUUUGAUGGAUUGGAUUAUAUAUUAACACUGUGUUGUGCAAAAUGUUAUAAUGCUAUAAAAAUUAAAUUAUUGCUGAUGAAAAUGUCGAUGAUUCAUAGCUAAACCAUUUUUCACAGUUAACAUACAAAGCUUUUAAUAAUCGAUUGCGCUUUUAUCACAUAGAUAAAAUAAAAUUAUCAGAUGUUUAUAAGGUGACGAUUUUCACCAACGCAGUAACAGUAGAGAAACUGUACCGAUCGAACGUUCCAUAGGAAAUAAAAUUAAUUUAAAACACUUAUUUAAGUAAAACGUGCAAAUAAAAAAAAUUAACAUGAAUAAGCUCGUGAUUGCAAGUUUGUUGUUGAGUUUGAUCUUAGUGGCAGUUUCGGCAGAAGGCAGCAAAGAGGAUUAUUCAAAGUUCGAAAAUCCUGAACUAUUGUUGAGCAUACAGAAAUUCAAUGACGAACAGUAUAGAAGAUCUCGCCCUGAUAUGGGUACAGAUAACGUUAUAGAUCCUCCAAUGCGAUGCAAACCAUGUUACAGACCUGAUGCUCUUGGUCGUUGUCGAAGAAUUAUUGAUUGUGAAGUUAGGAUGUGAAGAUCCCAGAAGAAAUCAGUAUUUUGAAGAUGUAUAAAAAAUGUUUGCAGCUCUGCAGAUAGAAUACAAAUUAUGAUAUUGUAGGUCAAGAUUAAAAAACAAACGUUACAUUUCAACAAUUCAACUAGUCAAAUAAAAAUAAAUCUAGACAUGACACAAUAUUGCACAAUCGAGAACAAGGUACAAUUAUCUAUUAAUUUUUACAGAAAGUUAUAGGUGUAUUAAAUAUAAAUGUUAAAAAUGUACAGGUGUAAGAACAUUAAUUUGAGAAAAUAAAAUCUUCUAAAGUACAUGCAAUGAUAUGCAAGCAAUUAAAUAUAACCGGACCAAUUACGGGAGUAUUCCUGUUUUGAAACACUUCAUAGUCUUAUAAAGGUUUAAAUAAGUCAAGGCAAUCGAAUAUAAUUCAUAACACUGUAUGAGUAAUUUUUUUUAUAGGUUUGGUAUACAUUCAGUUAAAAAUUAAAUAGUCCUUUCUAUUGAAAAAUAAAAGCUAGCUUUCGUUAAGAAUAUUCUUUUUCGUUUUAUUUGUGGUAGAUUUAAGAUUUCAUGAUUCAAUUUUUUUUGUUAGUUCGCCAUGUGGACCAUUUUGUAAACGUUAUUGAUAAUAGAUAAUAGAUAAAAGGUCUUUGUAUAAUUUGAUAACAGAUCAGAAUUUACAUAGUUGCAAUAAGCACGCAUAUCAUUAACUUAAGCUGCGAACACAUCGUUUCCAGGAACAAAAGAAGGCAAUUCGAUUUUUACAAUGCAAAGAUAUAAAACAAAAACAAAAAAAAAAUAAUUUGGUGUGUCUUCAAGUCAAUCACGUGUUAGCAAAAUUAAAGAACAAAUUUUUCUUUAAAUUUUUUUAGGACCAAAAAUAAUGUUACUCUAAUUAAUGAAAUCUAUAAAAUAAUAUAAAUUGGUAAUAUUGAACGUACAUUUUGUCGAUAUAUAUACAUCAGUAAUCGAUCAAUCACUUGUAAUCCUUGAAAAUUAAUAUACUUAAAGAUUAAAUAUUGCAAGUAAAAACUUUAGUCUACGUCAACAGCAACGUAAUCGCAAUAAUUUUUUUAGAUAUAGAUCUUUUAGGCACGACCGCGACACGGAAGUGCCUUAUAGUUUCGUGUGCGAAAAAUGUGUGAGAUGCGAUAUCUCAUGCAAUUUUCGACCGAUCGGGCUGAAAUUUUAGGAAAAGUCUCCUUUUGCGAAAGCUAAAAAACUAUUUUUUUUAUCCCGACCCUCUACGUCGUUUUGAAAUGCGGGCACAAUUUGUUCGAUUUUUAAGCGUUUUUUAAAUAAAAAUUUUCCUGUAAUGCAAUUCUCUCGGAAAGACUUUAAUCAAUCGGGUUAAAAAUUUGUGUGCGAACUCCCCUCGUAAUACUAAGCUGACAGAUUUAUUUUGGACUUGAUCCUGCACGUAUACGCAUAAUGCGGUCACCCCCAAAAAUAGCUAAAAACGGAUUUUUAGUUCUAAGUCGAAUUCUAAGCAUUCUACAAAAAAAAGUUAAAUGGAAAAGUUAUAGAUCUUUGAAAAAUACAACUUUUUCCCACUAACAUCAAAUCAUGAAAAUGCUUAGAACUCGAGUUUACAGCCCAAAAUCGAUUUUUUACACCCUUAUAGCUUUCUUUCUUUUUAAAUUGAUUUUAUUUUUUAUUUUUUAUUUUUCUAGAAAAUGUCUGAAUUCAUUAGAGUUUCAAUCACAUCAUUGGAUUCCUUCAUCCAAAUGUUCUUAAACUUUUUUCAAAUUUUAUCUAAAAAGACAAGGAUUUUGUAACAAGUUUGGACUCAAUGCAACAUAUUAAUCAACCCAAAGUAAAAUAUGGUAGUAAAAUUUGUUUAUCCCUAUAUGACUGUUUUUUUUCUCUCCACCUGACACAAAAUCCUUAUAUACUCAGCGAAUACACACAACGCGCAACGUCGCGACCAAGUAAUUUCUGAAUUUUUUCUACCUUCGCUAUAGCAUACUAGUUUUAACAUGGGCGAGUUAUGUGCGUGGCAUUCUCCCCAAGGUAGCACUGCAGAGAAGAUCUCAUCAUUGUUAUAUAAUUGACAUUUUUUUAAAAGAUGCCUAUACAACUGGCUAUUCGAAGAAAAUGUUUGAGAUGAUGCGCCAGUAAUGCUAAUUAGAGUAUUUAAUUUUCGUCGAAAUCCAAGGAUGCAUAAAAAUUUCACAGUAUAUUCAUAUCAGUGAAUGAACAAAUCAUAAAAUCGGUUAUUUCGAUUGUUGCGAAACGAAUAAAUUAUAACUUAUCGAUACUCGUGGAGCCGAGAGACACAGUCUUAUUUACAUUGUAUAGACAAAGCAAAGAGUAUUGGACGAUUCGCAUGGGUAUUGGGCAUGGGUUCCUCAAUUGUACUUCAUUAUCUCGGCGUCGUCGGCGAGCUAUGUGACAGAGACGUACGUACGGUAAUCGUUAUACAAGAAAUACGACGUUUUUGCAGGAAACCCAUAGCCAACUGCACCGCAAGCGCCAACUGAGCUAUGUUUGCAUAAGCCAUGCAAUAAGUCUGUAUACUACUGUAAAGAGUCGACAAUUUCAGCUCUACAAUCUCCGCUGAAUAAACGACGUUCAUCGAUCUGGAGUUACAUAAUCCCACCUAUACUUAUAACGUCCCCCAUACAUUGGCUCAUCCUCGAAGCAUCUGUCUCUUCGCACAUCCAUCGGUCACGUAACAAAUCCCGCGCGCAAAAAGUAAGAAACGCGCGACAACACCAUGACACUAUAAUGAGAAAUAAGCACACAACAUCCCACUAUCCUGCAAACCUUGCACGUAUGUCUAUACGCAGAGGCGCACAGACAGAGAGAUAUGCCUUACGUAAACCCCUAUUACCUAAUUUAUAUGCCAACGACAGAAGGAGCGCGGAUCUCUUGCAACCUCCUCCCUGCAAUUAUUGUAUAGCCAUCAGCGCACGCGAGCCGGUCGUCCUUGGAUUUGCGAGCGCGCGCAUACAUUGUCCUAUGCUCACAUAAUACCUUUAGCGCCAGAAGGGACUAUGCGCCGUUAGGAUGAUGCACAGACGCAUAUCCGUCGAACUCGCGGAGCUUGCGCGCAGUCGAGGCUCUAAGCGCGUACGGCUUCCCCGCUGCAUGGGCUGUCGCAGGUACAGCUGCGGACGCAGGGGAAAAGGAAGAGGCGAGAGAGCCGCCGGCUUAUCGGGUUUCGUAUCGAACCGCGACGUGAACUGCUCCUGCUGCAGGUUUAGUCCGUAGAGUUUCAGGCAAGCGUUGCGAUGGACGAUAGAGCCGGGCGACGAUUUUCCUGCGUGGGUGGUAGGUAUUAUAUGCGCACUAUAUUGCGGAGUUAGUUGUAGUGAGAAGUUACGGUGUGGUUUUUCGGUGCGGAGGUCAUGGAACUUAUCGUGCUGCAGUAGUUACGUCACACGAGUGCUCAGCUUGGUGAAAAGUUCAACCCUUAUUGUUAAUGGGGAUUUAGAAUACUUGAGUGCUUGCGAGUCCGUGCCACGGCGGUGGAUAUAUGCUAUAGCAUUGAAGUUUUGAAUAAACAGUGCCAAUAUAAGUAGACAAUCGUGUCAAUUAUUUUUUCUGUCAUAUACAAUAGGAUUUUUAUUUGGUUUGGAUCGUCCAAUCGGUAAAACCUUAAACCAGUACGUAAGUUGCGCGAUCGCGUGCAACAGAAUUGCGUGUGCUACUUGAUUUUCAAGCUCUAAAUAACGAGAAUGUCUUGCUUAUAGUGUCGCGAUGGAAACUAUAAAAUAACUAUAUUCCGGCUCGCGAUUUCCCUUUGAACAAUACGGUACUAUAAUUGAAAUUAUAGUACCGUACAAGGCAAUCGUCCUAAUUCCUAUCUCGUGCCCGAUUUAUUGAAGGCAUCAAUUACGUCGUUACACCUGCACUACAUAGCGCGACAGAAACCACAGCGAAAUAGAUAUCAGGAUGCACGUUACGUAAACAUCACAUUGUAAGAGUGCUUCCCACAACACCGUUAUUCACAGCUCACAAACAUCUAGGUGAAAUUCUCAACCAGUCAAAACAACUGCCCAAAAGCGUAUCGUUAUUUCGAUUGGAGCACUUUGCACUUGACGAUCGACAAACAAUUUUCUGACCAAUACACAUCGCACGGGCGCACGCGCUGCCGAUAAUGAGCCGGCCGACACGCAAUACACGAUUUUGCAUCGCCCUCGAUUUGUCGCCCGCGACACGAUGAAAGACAAACACGUUACUUUAAUCGGCGGUGUGUAAAAAAUUCUCUAAAAAUACUUCUCUAAUCACACAUUCGAUUUCAAAAUUAAGAAAAAAAAGAACACCCCUCAGAUUAUCGCAGCGUUCUAAAAUAAACAAAAAAUAUUGGAAGCCCUUCGAAGAGAGCACUCAUUCCACACGAUGAUCUGUAUUAAAAUUUACUAUUCCAUAGGAAGCCACAACAGCACGUGUCUUCUCCUCGGACAAGCUUUAGUCUCACUCUCGCCUAUACACAAGGGGGAUCUCGAGCGACGAUAAGACUGUGCGGCCGACGAGGGAACGGCGACUCUUAUCGGACACAAGUCGGCGGCGGCUGCUACCGUCAGCCUUUUUUUUCUCCACUCGUAUACCCGAGGAAGAAGGAGAGAGAGAGAGAGAGAGAGAGAGAGAGAGAGACUCGAGACUCGACGCCCGCCUUGUUGCUGCAGCAAAAGAGGACAUCCGCGCGACGCUCGGAAACUGGCGGAGACAUGGCCGACCCGACGAUACAGACCUUCUGUUGCCAUCACAAUAAUCGCACGGAUAUGGCACUUAUUAUUAUGGAAGAGUUCAAUACAGACGCCUACAACACGGUCUGCAUGGUCUCGUCGUCCAUCGGUAUUCUCGGGGCUAUUUAUCAGGUUUUACCUCGACAAGAAUCAAAUUUAUCUCAGCGAUGGCAGGGCUUUUCCGCAGCCAGAGGCAGGGAGAUCAUCAUGUGGCUCGCCGUAGCCGAUCUUCUGGCUUCGCUAGGUAUUACUGCAGUAUGCGUAUUCAUCAGGUCAGCUCUGUGGAUGAACUUCCGAUCCAUAAUGCCGAUGGAGGACGACACGUCCAACGUCGUGUUCUGUGCUAUUUCCUCCGCGUGGACGCAGUACUUUUACAUGGCCACGUGGAUCUGGACACUGUGCUACGCCAUCGACAUGAAACUGCUGUUAGGUGAACGGGUUGGACGACCUCUUUGGUACCACAUGUUCGCCUGGAUAUGUCCGGCGAUCCUCACCACGUUUGGUCUCACUAUAUUGUACGUUCCGGAUGCCAACUGCCACAGCUUGACGUCGUUGUCGUCCACAAUACUGCGCAUCCUUCCCAACUACUGUGCGACUUACGUUCUUCUCGCCAUCGUCAUGAUAGUUAAUCCAGCCUUGUAUAUAUCGUCGACCAAAGACUUGAAAAAUGUGGUGACUUGCAGCAUGGCGCAGAUGACGGGGAGAGAGCGCAAGCUGGUCCAGAGUGUCAGACUCAAAUUUGCCAUGACCAACGUCGUCUAUUACGUCUGUUGGAUACCCAAUCUGCUGAACGGAAUUUUGCUGUGGACGCUGUGGUUUCAGCUGCCGGUCAAAGUUAUUAUUACUCUCUGGUACAUCAUGGCCGUCACGAAUCCGCUGCAAGCGUUCUUCAAUGCUCUUGUUUACAAGAGAUGGGGCAGGCGUGAGAAGUUUCGCCUGGAGUGGUGUCAUAAGCUCAAAAGACUGAAAUCGAAUUACUUUGGACACAGCGAGGCCAGCUCCGAUGCCACAGAGUCGUCGCCGUUGCUCAACGCGCAGUACAGAUGCACACCGCACACGAGCAUCAACGGGUCGUCGUCUUUAUAAUGACUGUGAUAUAGCCGAAUUGGCUCAAUCGUAAGCAUCAACAUACCUAUUUUUAUGAAAUAUUUUGAAAACACAACGAUAGAUAACGUAGAAGCGUCUAAAAGAGAACCGAACAAAUAGUCGAUCUACUCAUGAUUAUGAUUAGCGUCUACGAGAGUUCAAAAGACUUCAGGAAAAAAAGAGAAUUCAGUAUACAGAGACUACUUACGACGGAGCAAAAGAAUAUUGACAGAGUUACAUACGAUAUAAUUUUAUUCUGCCCGAAUCAAUUAUUACGAUGUUUUUUUUUUUUACAAAUUAUAUACAUUUAAAUACAGGUAUUAUAACUUUUGUACAGCUCGUAGAUUAUGUCGUAACUGCUGUUAUUUAUGAUUUACAUUAGUUUAGUUAUUUAUAGAUGUUUAGCGUGAAAAUAUCGAAACGAGCGUAUUAUGUACAGGCGUUCACAUCAUUAGUUCAUUUGUCGAUGCCUUACAAAUGAUUUAAUUACGACUCUCAUCGCCGUCCAUGUAAUAGUUUAGCACCGUGUAAAAAUGUAUUUUUUAAGAAAAUAGAUACUUAUUCGUUAA
This is a messenger RNA of Nasonia vitripennis (jewel wasp), 10393 nucleotides long. RefSeq names its product G-protein coupled receptor 143. Bases 8721 to 9824 code for a protein of 367 amino acids. Gene Ontology annotation, molecular function: dopamine binding; L-DOPA binding; L-tyrosine binding. The record is from RefSeq and is a predicted model, not a curated record. Gene Ontology annotation, cellular component: melanosome membrane; plasma membrane. NCBI's taxonomy places the organism in Eukaryota, Metazoa, Arthropoda, Insecta, Hymenoptera, Pteromalidae. The transcript has 11 exons. Gene Ontology annotation, biological process: regulation of calcium-mediated signaling; melanosome organization; G protein-coupled receptor signaling pathway.